Molecule: messenger RNA, 5385 nt
Organism: Thamnophis sirtalis
Lineage: Eukaryota; Metazoa; Chordata; Lepidosauria; Squamata; Natricidae
Source: RefSeq, a predicted model, not a curated record
GCCAAGCGGGCAGUUCAAAGAGGAGCCACAGCUGUCAUUUUUGAUGUGUCCGAAAACCCAGAUGCCAUUGAUCAGCUAAAUCAGGGCUUGGAGGACCCACUGAAAAGACCAGUUGUUUAUGUGAAAGGGGCAGAUGCAGUGAAGCUGAUGAACAUUGUUAACAAACAGAAAGUGGCGCGGGCCAGAAUCCAGCACCGUCCACCACCACAACCCACCGAAUACUUUGACAUGGGGAUUUUCCUUGCCUUUUUUGUGGUGGUCUCUCUGGUUUGCCUGGUUCUUCUCAUCAAGAUCAAAUUGAAGCAGCGUCGCAGCCAGAGCUCCAUGAAUAGGCUGGCUGUGCAGGCGCUGGAAAAGAUGGAGACUCGGAAGUUCACAUCGUCCAAGUUGAAGGGGUCCUGCGAAGGCAGCUGCGGUGCCCUGGACACGCUCAGCAGCGGCUCCACCUCGGACUGCGCCAUUUGCCUGGAGAAGUACAUGGAUGGGGAGGAGCUGCGUGUGAUUCCCUGCACCCACCGGUUCCACAGGAAGUGUGUGGAUCCUUGGCUUCUGCAGCAUCACACCUGUCCCCACUGCCGUCACAACAUCAUUGAGCAAAAGAAGGGAAACUCCAGCCUGGUGUGUGAGGAGAUGGCCAACCAGUUACACAGCCGGCAGCAACAGCAGCAGCAGCAGCAGCGUGUGAUUCUGCCUGUCCACUUCCCUGGCCGAGCACACAGGGGGGGUCACGUCACUGCCUACCCCACCCGCACCAGCAUGGACCCCCACGGGAAUGCCAUCACUGUCUUGACGGUCGAUCGGCAUGGAGAGGCCCCAGCCUUCUUCCGGAGCUACCCGCCCAUUCUGCACCUGGAACCCCACCCUGGCACAGUCGAGCGCCAGUCCUGCCCAAUGCCUCACCCUUUCCAGAGGCCAAAGUUCAGCGGGGACCCUUUCUCCAAACCGGCUUGCUUCUCCCAGUACGAGGCGAUGUUUCAGCACUACUAUUUCCAAGGCCUUAGCUACCCUGAGCUACCACAGAGCGGUCAGUUCCCCCUCCACGUGGCGGCCAAGGGCCCCUCCCGUGCCUUCCAGCCUCUUGGCAGCCACAGGCUCUUCCCCCCUGCGGUCCACAUCGCCCCUUCCGCCCAGCCAGAGAGCGGCAGCGCUUCGGGCUUCAGCUGCUACCAUGGCCACCGCUCAGUCUGCAGCGGCUACCUGGCCGAUGGCCCCGGGAGCGACAGCAGCAGCAGUGGCCGCUCUGCCCGUUGCCACUGCUCCUCCAGUGACUCCGUGGUGGACUGUGCAGAGGUCAGCAACCAGGGGAUCUACGGGAGCUGCUCCACCUUCCGCAGCUCCCUGAGCAGUGACUAUGACCCCUACAUCUACCGCAGCAAAAGCCCCUGCCGGGGUGGGGAAAAAAGGAGAGUGCUUCGUGGGGAGGUGAUGCACCCGGAAGGUUCCUCUGCACUACACCCGGUGGCAGGCAAGAGCCAACCGGGACCAGCCGCCGCAGCAGGGGACCAGCUGUCUGACUGCAGCCUUGAAAUGAAUUGCAGCAGCAGCAGCAGCAGCAGCAGCAGCCGCUCUUCGCUGGAGCAGAGGGAACUCGCCUGCACCCUCUCUGAGCGAGGCGGCCCCCGAGUGCCCCCUGAGACCACUGGAGAGACCGGUCAGAUUGGGAGGGAGCCUUGUGAGCGAGCAUGUGGCUGCUGCUUGGAGGUACAUGCCGCUCCAGGGGAAUUGCCAAGUAGGACAGCUGGUGGCAGCAGCAGCACGCUGCUUCAGGGCAUGCCACUUUGGACAGGGGGUGGCUCUUCGCGGGAGCCCCAGACGAGGAGAGGUCAGGGCGUGGUCAGCGUUAGGACACAGGGGGUCCCUCAUGAAGCAUUGCCCUGUUGCUUCUACGAAGAGCAGCGGGUGGCCAGCAGCGGACCCAUCUGGCCAGGCCGUUACACGGAAGACACUGCGGUGAAUGUGCGGUACGUGUGCGCGGAGGACCCCUUGCAAGGCUGCUUUCCGGGCCUGCGUGAGGCGGGCCAGUGCGUUGCCAUCAUUCCUGAAGUCCGGGACUCCGAGCAGGCCCUGCCGGUAGAUUGCUAUAGGGGCAGCAGCCCUUGGGAGGGGCCGUGUGGAACUGCAGCCCCCAGUCAGGCUCAGGGGAUGCCCGUGAAGGCAUUUUGCAGGCCAGGAGAGAUAUGGCAAGAAGGAUCACGUCCGCCCAUGGCAGGCUUCCCUCUGGAAGAGUCCUGUGGGUUCUUUUCCAGCCCUCCGCAAGGUUGUUUGGAGGCCAUGGCCGCUGGAGAAGGCCCUCAAACUUUGGGCUGCUGUUCCCCAGGGCGGUAUCGGGCUGGGAACUAAUCGGAAGAGCCUUGAGGCAGCUGCGUUUCUGCUGGACUUCAAAGCCUUCUUUCGCUUGUGUUGACACAAGAGUGACCCCGAGAAACCGGGUCUAUGUGCCCCCGUCUGCCAUGCAUGGCGUCCUUGGCAGACCACGUUGCCUGGGGACAAGAGGCCCGGUUAUGCAGCCUGGCGUCCUCCUUCAGUGCCAGGGGAUCCAGCCUGCCUUAGAAAAGAAGCGGCAGUUUGAAGUAAACGGAGUCCGAGGGGCGGAGGCCACCUGCCUCUUCGAGCAAAAGCAGACCACUCCUUAAGCCUGACUGCGGUGGGUGGGAAUAGGCCCGAGUGGAGGCCAGUUGCAAGAGUGCCUUCCGCCUGUCCUGAUGCUGCAGUUGCUGUGGGUUCUGCCCGAGCCCUAUCCUGCCCCCUGCUCACCAGUCUGCUUGCCAACCUGCCCUGGGUCGAGACCUUCAGUCGAGGUCCCUCCCAAUCGCCCCUGGGGUACAAGCACGUUUCCACUUCCUUCCCCUUGUUAAUAGUUUCCUAUGGAAACAGUCCUUCUGGCUGCUGCAGCCACAGCCACGUGGUUCCCUACGCCCUCCUGCCCUCCGUGCGGCUGAGACCACGACCGUUGCCGUGUUCGGCAUCUGGGAUGCUGUUCCUGUUCCUCCGUGUGCCUGGCUGGAGAGUUGGGUGGAGGGCUUUUUUUGUUUAAAACAAGGAAGGUGCCUAGAUUCCCCUCGGGUUUAAUUUGUUAAUGAGUCAGGAUGAGCAAAGGUACUUCCUGAACUUUUCAGUUUCUGCCCAGUUUAUGAGAAAGGGGAUUUUAUAAAGAAAAGAUUUCAUAAUUAUUAGUUGUACUAGAGUGACAUGAUGAAAUUCCUUUCUGAGCUUCGAUCCUUCUCAUUCUAACAGUGUGUGCUUGUGACCAUGUUCAUAUUGUGCAUUUUCGGCACAAGCCCUUGUGGCUUCUGCUCAUGCCUUUAUUAAGGCUGCUUACUGUUCAGAAAUCUUUCUUCUCAUCACCAAUACGUAAACUAUGUUUUACUUCUAUUUCUGCUUCCCUUUCUGGUUAUUUACUUUUGUGACAGCAGUUUCUACGCAUUCCACUUCUAUCGUGUUUUCCAAAGUAUUUUCUAAAUCGUCUGCCUGCUUUUAGGUUUUCUCCAAGUCCUACAUAAAAUAUUGUAGUGGUUGCAUUUACGUAGCAUUUACGGUUGUGGGCAUGAAAUAUCUUCCAGCAAGUGGCGCCAUAUCUCUGAGCAGCACCUCCAGAAGUGAGUUCCUAGGCCCACAAUGGCCAGAUUCUUAAGAUCCAUCCAGUUGCCUAGUUACAUAAUCAAAAAUGGCUGUCUCGCGGAACAGCUGUCCUGGGGAUUGUGGUUCUCAAAUGUGUUUUCCAGUGCACCUUGGCUGGAGAAUGGAGUUAUUUUAACUCACACGGUAGAGUCCUGCGUCUGAAAAAUUUGCUCCAAGUCGGUGUUCCCUUGUGCAGUUUCCGCUUGGGUUGGCAACUGGAGGGGAGGGAAGGAUUCCUAGACACUAACCAGCUUUUUCUGGCACAGCUGGUAUUUCUCAAUCCUGAUGGUCUCAGUGCACCUCCCCCUUCUCCCACUCAAGUUUAGUAGCCAGCACUUGCUACUUCAGUGCCUUCUCCCACCUUUGGUCCUACCACACACAGUUUUUAAGCAGCUCCUACCUCCCCAAGUGUCGGUGACUGGUCUUCGUAGAUACCCGGGGGAGAAGCUUUUACAAGCUUUGCAAGUUAUAGCUGGCUUCCUGGAUCCAGCGUAGGUGAUCUCCCUGGAAGAGAAGCUGCCUCUUUGCCUGGGGACGAGUGGUGAUGGGCAAGGGAGGCAGAGCCUCCAAUUUCUGUUUCAGGCUUUGGGGAUCGAAUAAGAACAAUUAACCCAUCAGAUGUUUCCAAUCCCCAUUUCUUCAUUCAUUUUUCAUUUCUGAAAAGAAACACAUUACUGCAACGCUGCCAUUUUGUUGCUUAAUGUCGAGGGCAGUCUUGCAGUGCUGGGGUCCUGAGCUGCAGGCUCUGAAUCGCUCACCAAGUUUGGUGCAUAUUCAGGAUGGAUGCUGGCAUUUUCUAGUCCUUCCGGCUGACUUACAUUUUAACUCUUAACCUAUACCCGGCACACGGUAUAAGAGCUGUGGUUCUUUUUUGGGGUCUAUAUGGUUAAUUCUAUCCAGACCUAAAGCUCUACAACAACACAUGCCUUGCUGUUGAAGGAGACAUGCUGCCCCCCCCCCCCCCCCACUUCCAAAAUCUUUGCACAGAUACCAAGAUGACACUCAAAGGAGUACAGAGAACCUCCCUGCCCUUCUGGAUGACUGGAUGACCAGCCCUAACCUUGCCCUAACCGUCUGGUUGAUAAGCAUCCCUGAAAGCGAAGUAAGCUAUCGGCAGAAGUCGGAGCUUCUUCGACACAAUGUCCUUCAGCCGAUGAAAAGCAACUUGAGCUCUCUUUGAUCCCUAAACUUCUUCGCGUGUUCAUUAUCUUUUAUAGAAAAAGUAGUUUCCUGUUGCCUAUUGGGCAUCCCAUCAUGACAAAUUUUUAUAACGGUCAGUACAGUAUAUGUUUUUAUUCUAAAAGGCCUUUUUAUCAAAGUAAUUGCCACUACGAUGGGCUUGUGAGGCACUAUUUUCAAAUAAAUGUUUUUUUUUAAGAAAAUGAGAUUUCUGUAGCACUUAAACUGUUUUGUAUAAAAUGUACUGUAAAGGUUUGUAAGAUGGUUAAAGGGCUCUUCUCCAUUACCAGUUGUAUUGUUUUUAACGGUAGAAAACAACUUGUUUCUAUUCUGUAUGUAUAGCAGCACAUUUCAUUUAUGGAAAGAUGUUCUCAGAAUAUUUAUUUACUAAUAUAUUUAUCUUAAGCCAUGUCUUAUUUGAGCGUGUAAUGUUAUAAAUAAAGAAAAAUCGGGAAUCACUAACAGAAAGCAAUGUAAAUACAGAUUUCACAAUGUUUGCUGACCAAAAAGUGAUUUUAAAUCAAGUUGUAACUGCAGUUUUGUAACAAAAUGUACAAAUGUCUGUUUAAAAACAAAACCUUUUAAAAA